AUGAUCAUCCAACGCCAAUCCUUUAUCAGGCCCUUCAUUUUCUCGCUUCUGGUUGUGUCCGUGACAUCGUCCAAAGUGCUCCAUCUCCUCCAACAUGCCGCUUCCCUCCCUGGUGGCCAAUUUGCACUCUACUUUCCGACAUUCUUCAUCCUUGAGACUCUUCUAUACGUAGCCGCGUGGGGGCUGCUGUUCAAGUUUACAGGUAUAAAGUCCUUUUUAGGCACUGUGGUGACAGUGGCCAUAACAUCUCUGAGCUUUAUCUUGUCUUCGUCUCAGAUUGGCUUCUAUUUUGUCACUGGCAGUGAGAUCCGCUGGGAUGCAGCCACAGCCGUGGGAAAUGACCCAGAAGGGAGAAAGCUGAUGCUUAGUGGGCUUAGAUCGUUUUUGGGAGCUGCCGGCACCCUUCUUCUGAUCUCAUGGCUGCUCAAAUAUUGGAUAUACAUUCUUAUAGGCCAUUGGAUGUCUGCGCUGUUUAGCGCAAAACCCGAAAAGGGAGACGAAGAAGGCAUCAUGGUCAGUCCGCAAAGAAGGUCACGGGCAGCACGACUCACUCAAUUUUGGACAAUAUGCGCCGCGGUAGUUAUUGGACUCUUGCGUUUGAAUCGGCCACAGGUCCCCUAUAACCAUAUGUCUGAAACUAUCCCAUUUAGCUUUUUCCGGGCUUUGGGCUCGAGGCCUUCUGAGCGGCAUCAGACUGGAGAUCAAGCAUUUCCACUCGCGGAACUGAUUGAUGAGCCCUACUGGGAAGGCCCACACGAUCACUUCAAGGGUUGGACUCCGGGAAAGCCAGACUCCAAUGCCAAAAAAGAUCGAUCCGCAUGGUCGUAUGGAAAUCUACCACCAGGGUUCGAGCGGUGGAGCGAAGGGGAAUCUGAUAGAGAUGAAGGAGACAGUGUGACUCCGGACGGGAACGGGACUUCUCAGAAUAACAUUUACAGCCCCGUGGAUGACCCUCUUCGAAUCACCAACCUCGACCGUGAAAUGCUUGAGCCUGUAGCUCGGGCUCUCAAGAACCAUAGAGUUCCCAUCACACAUGUCGUGCUUGUGUUGAUGGAAAGUGCUCGGAAGGACAUAUUCCCAUUCAAGGCAGGCUCACAUCUGCACGAGAUGAUUCUGUCAUCCUACAAUACCAAAGACCCCGAAGUACUACAAAGGGUCAACGCCAAAUUAUCACAUUUGACACCAAACGCAGAGAAGUUGACCGGUGAGACGAGUGGCCUUUCGAUAUAUAACAUGUCCAGCCCCUCCAGUGGUGGAUGGAAUGAUAAUACGGAACCAGGAAUGGGUGGAAUCAAUGUCAAUGGCAUCCUAACUGGUAGCAGUCUAUCGUUCAAAAGUGCAGUCAUGAACUACUGCGGUACGGGGCCACUGCCGGUGAACUUCAUGGAUGAGGUCAACUCCCAGAAUUAUCAGCCAUGUAUCAUGCAGAUCUUUGAAUUGUUCAACAAACUCAAGGAGAACUCGACUAAGAAGGAUACAAUGAAUCAUAAACCUGAGACUGGGCUUGAGCACAUUCAUGAUCGAAACUGGAGCUCUGUGUUCUUGCAGUCUAUCACAGGACUAUAUGACGAGCAAGAUAAGCUCAACAAUCAGAUGGGGUUUCAAAAAGCUAUCUAUCGCGAAGAAAUUGGCCAGCAAAGUGCCAAAUAUUAUCAUGAGGACAUGGAGGAGAUCAAUUACUUUGGAUACCCGGAGUACGAGAUAUAUCCAUAUCUGCGAGAUGUGGUGAACAAUACAAUUGAGAAUAAUGAACGACUUUUCCUGUCCCAUUUCACGAGCACAACCCAUCACCCAUGGGGCACGCCCUCGGCAUACCACCAAGAGCAAUACUUCGCCGGCGACGGUCUCAUGGCGAAGCACGAGGACAUCAACAAAUAUUUGAACGCAGUCCGAUACGUGGAUACAUGGCUUGGCGAUAUGAUGAAGGUCCUCGACGAAGCCGGGAUUGCAAACGAGACAUUAGUCGUAUUCGUGGGAGAUCAUGGCCAGGCGUUCACCGAAGAUGCGCCUGUCUCCGGUACCUAUGAGAACGGACAUAUCAGCAAUUUCCGCAUUCCCCUGGUUUUCCGACACCCGCUAUUGCCCGCACUCCAAAUCACAGCAAAUGCAACUUCGAUGUCUGUCGUCCCGACCAUUCUCGAUCUACUCGUGAACUCGGGCUCGUUGAAUGAGAUAGACUCAAGUGCGGCUCUAGACCUGGUGAAUGAAUACGAAGGACAGUCGUUGGUGCGCCCGUACCAAGCUACCCACAAUGGCCGACAGGCAUGGAACUUUGGCAUUAUCAACCCCGGUGGUACAAUGCUCAGUGUUGGGUCUGCGGCAGUCCCGUAUCGACUCAUAUUGCCGCUCGCUGAGGACUUUCAGUACAUUUUCUCCGAUUUAGACACCGACCCGAACGAGUUGAGUCCAUUGCGUGGGUGGUCCCUCGAGGAGUUGAUCAGUCAUGUACAAAGGCAACAUGGAGACAAAGCCGGGAAGUGGCUGGUAGACGCGGAGAAAGUGGGAAAAUGGUGGAUUGGGGAGCAGAAAAGACUAUGGAAUUACCGAUAA
Molecule: messenger RNA, 2550 nt
Organism: Penicillium hordei
Lineage: Eukaryota; Fungi; Ascomycota; Eurotiomycetes; Eurotiales; Aspergillaceae
Exons: 4
Coding region: 1-2550 (849 amino acids)
Source: RefSeq, a predicted model, not a curated record